Messenger RNA from Ruditapes philippinarum (Manila clam), 3039 nucleotides. RefSeq lists its product as uncharacterized. The transcript is spliced from 16 exons. Lineage: Eukaryota; Metazoa; Mollusca; Bivalvia; Venerida; Veneridae. The record is from RefSeq and is a predicted model, not a curated record. Bases 484 to 2691 code for a protein of 735 amino acids.
ACGCAUCUUAAUAUGAACUCCAUAACUUCAACAUUUUUUCACCAAUUUUCAAUAUCUUGGUACCAAAUGGUAGGGAAUUGAUUACUCUUAAAGGAAAUAAAGCUGUCAUUACGAUCAUUUCAAGUUAUCAGAAGAUGUGUAAUCUCAAAGUCACCGCAAGUGUAACUCAACAGAGAUCUGACCGCUGGGUUUUCUUCAAAAUUACCCGACUAAACGGCAGUUUAUUCAAUAUGAAUGAAUAUUUCAUUGUAUUGCGCAUAUAAAUAUGAUCAAAUUAUAUUAUUAUUUGUAAUAACUGUUCAAUCAAAACAUCUUAUAAAACUAUAACCAACCUUUUUUCCUAUAUGUUAAAUUCCAAAUUAUAAUGCAAGUAAUAGUUCUACAGAGUGCUCUCCUCUUAAUGUUUUGUACGGAGUAUUUUCAUUGGUCUAAGGUUUUCACACGACCAAUGAAAAUACUCCAUACGAAUGCUUCCGUUUAUACAUGUGUACUUUCAUUUUGGAUUGGAGAAUUUGGCAUAUCGGAAAAAAGAUGAUAAACGAUGAGAAUUUCAGUUUUGAUAAAAUCUCCUACGGGAAAAUGAUCAAGAUGCCUUUCAACUCUGUCAGGACAUUAAUGCCAGAAAACCUAACGUCAAAGCGUAGUGAUUUCCUCCAAACUUGUCGGCCGCAGACAUUGAUUGAUGUCUGUAGAUUAAGGCAAUUUUACCAGAACCUAAUACCUUCACAUGGAAGUCGUGAACAUAUACAACUGUAUGAGUUUGCUUUAGAAAUAAACAAAGGUCACUCAAAUAACGACGAUCUGAUUGAGAAAUCAGAUGGACCAGUUGGAGACAUGGACUCAAAGGACCAAAAGGAGUUUUCAUUUUAUGAGAUAUCACAUGACAGGAUAAAUAUAUUAUUAUACGAGCUUAAAAGUCUGGAAUACGAAAUAGACUCCAUCCAAGCUUCAAGAAGCCCACCGCCUGGGCUAACAAGCAACAAGGUCUCCUCUGCUCAAAAACUGGAUGACAUUGUGUCAGCAGAUAACAAAAGUAUGACAGAUGUCACAAACAUAAUAUGUGGACACAGAAGAAAUCUAAUACAACAUGCUCAUAGCAGAAACCGUUAUAUUGUCAAAUUACAGGUUGGAGCACUUUCAGUGAAAAAUUCAUGCUCUACCAGAUAUAAAAACAGCAUUGGAUUUUCUGUUGAAAACAAGCUUGAUAUGAUGACCCAUGGAUACUUUAUAUACCUUAUAUACCUGGAAACGAAAACAACAAUGAUGGAAGUUAUUAUCAUGGACUGCAAACUGCAUGUGAAAGUUUUGGUCGAACAUAUACAACAAUGGAUGUAUAGUAUACAUGUAUGUGAAGGCAAAUUAGACGAAAAGAAGUCUUUACAAAUGGCUAAUGAACACAUGAUUGACGCAUGCACUCAUCAAAAGGAUGACACAGAUCAAGUUGAAGUUGACAAUCGUACACAAAUAAAAAAGGAGGGAGAUUCUCAUGUUAUUCAGGCUGAACAGAAAGGAGACAAAUUAAAUGUCAUUGAUGAAAAGAGGAAAACCCAAAUAACCCAGAUGCAUGGAUGGGUUUUCUGGUUCCUGAAGGUCCUGUUAUGGACGAUAGUUAUACUACGUGGAGCAAAUGCCAUUCCUUUAGAUAAGCAAGACACAAAAAAGCUGCUUACAUCUAAAACAUGCAAUCAUGACAACUUCUAUUCAUUGAAAUCGAAAUGUCACACAAAUGGAAUCGAUCACAACUUGACGAUCUUUGAUUUCUGUGAAUUUCAUAAACAGUGUAGCUCAGACGAACAUCCCGUAUGUUUAAAUAUUGAAAAAGUGGGUGUGUAUGUGUGCUUACAGAGAGGGUUAUCUUGUUCGAAAGGACGUAAGAUUAUCACAAGACGGGACGAUCAGCUCCGAGAUAUUGUUCAUCUUGAAGAGGUUGACUGUCCUAUCGGCACCUUUCAGCCAACUGAUUCUGACUGUAUUCAAGCAUGUUUGUACAAACAUACAGAUAUGGCUUAUCUUGGUGAAAGAUUUGCAGUGAGCUCUGAAGGGGACAAUGUAAAUCCAACUUUCGUUUACUGUAAUUACAAGAAGGGAUACUACAACCCAGAGGGAAAGUUCACUUUGAAUUUUGACCAGGAUCUUAUUUGGAAUCCAGACUUUUGUUUGAAUGAAAACAAGUGCCAGAAUGGCCAAUUUCACCUACCAGAUGGACGCUGUGUCAGUGAAUGUGAACAUGGCUUUGACAGAAGUCCACCAGAUUUUCACUGUAAAAAAAUGAAUAUCACCAAUAGAUUCUCAUCAACUGCACCUAUGACUACUACAACACUAUCGACUUCAAAAAUAGUGCCAUCGACCGCCAAUGGUUCUCUUGCAAGUCGUAUCACCACACAGAAAAUAACAACAGACGGAAGUAACAAAGUAAAUGAACAUGAGGGCGAAACAAGUGGUACAUUUCCGUGGUGGGGAAAUGUAUUAUUGGGUCUUCCUGGGCUUGUUUUAUUUAUUGGCAUUGGUGUCGGUGUUUAUAAACGUAAAAGCUUCCUGAAGUAUUUUAAAGGAAGAUGUCGACGCUAUGAACACAACGAAUAUGGGAAAGUAAAUUAUAGAUUUAACAACAUACAAUCUGUUAACAUUUACCAAAAUGGAAAUGGGCCAAGACCAGAUGAUAUUCUGUUACCCAGAGAAACAACGCUGUAAACAUUUUCAUUGUAAUGUUGAUUACCAUUCAUAUUUUGCUAUAAUAAUACAUACAAUUUUUGUCAGAAUCUGUGUUAAAUUGUCUUAUUGUCUUAUUUAGGUUUAUUGCUUCUUUCCUAUUGUCUUUUGUCGAUUGAAACCCAUUUUGUUCAUAACUUGGCUAAGAAAAAACAAAUCAUGGUGAAAUAAUUUUUUUUUGCUUUCAAGAUUCAAUAUCAUGAAGGACAUUCUGGUGUAAAUGACAAUUCUCACUUUGGUUAGUACACACUAUAAUUACAUACCUCUUACUAUAAGUGUUAAUAUGAAUUUGGUCAAAUCAAAAAUAUAUUUAUUUAAUAAACCUUUUCA